AUGGAAAAGACAUGUACGAGUUACAUUAACGCAGAAUAUUUGCAUUAUUCAGACGUAAAUAUAGCCAAAAUUGUUGAUGAUCUGCAGACGUUUGCAGGUUAUGAAGAUUCCUGUGGUAAUACCGUCAUCGUGAAAAGAGAGGAUAACCAGCCUACUGAUGGAUAUAAAAGGUAUUUACACAUUGUCCAAGGAUAUAUAUGUGAUGUGAAAUACAACAAAGAUGUUCUACACGGACUAGAAGACGUAAAAAGUGCAAAUUACACGAUGGCAGAUGUGCAUUAUUGGGAACAUGAUUAUGGCAACCUACUGCCACUGCUGAUUGGAUUAACCACGGACCAAAAGAGCUACACAUACUACAGCAAAUACAACUACUUGUCAAAUGCAGAACCAUGGGUUGAGGAUUGUAGCAGCCUCUAUACCUCUGAAAAUUUUGGGAAACUCCCAAUAAUUAGCAAGGCACUCGACGACAUUGUUCUCUUGAAUCUCAGCAUAACUGCUGAUUCAUAUGGAGUUAACGGGCAACCAUCGUCACCCGUUAAUCCAGAUGUUAAGAUAGAGGUUGCUGGACCAAACUUGUACCGCAUAUACAAUGAAUACAGGCACGCCCCUAAAGGUCUCAUGUCGCUUUUAUCCACCGUACACAAUGAAACAAACAUCCCGUUUGCAAAUAUCCAACAUUACAACAAAGUGAGUAGCGCAUCAGUCUACUACUGGAGUGAAGAUAGGGAUCAUGAAAAUCCACUAAUUCUUGUUAGCACAUCCCGUGAUGACAUUUCCUACUAUUAUGCAUACAAUAACAACCGAUGGGAAUACGUUGAGCAUAAAUCAGAAGUUAAACACUUUAAUGGCGAUCUAGAUAGACAAAAUUGCGUAUACAAUAAAGCCCAUAGAGUCGAUAUUUCACUCUCCAGCGAGUACUCCUGCAUGUCUUGCAAUAGACAAAAGAUCAACGUUAAGGAAGAUGUCAUAGAGAUUGAAACUGGCAAAUUUACGAGGUUUAAACACUUUAUAAAAGAUGAUGAAAAGUUAUCCGUCGCCUACUUUACUUUUAAUUUUGGCGACAUCCAACAGGGUCUCCCAUCUCUAAGGGAUGUAGAGCACGUCUUUGUCUAUAAAUAUCCAAAGGACGGGGAAAUUUUGCUCGUAGAAGUUCCGUAUGAAGGGUAUAGCAAGUGGUACAAGAAAAGCCUGGAUAAAGAAAAUGAAUGGGAAGUAGAGGCUGAUCUCGAUGACAAUUCCAAGGCUGAGCAAAUUUUAAAAGUAUUAAAAGGACCAAACGCGGAUAUAUCCGCUCCGGAAGAAGGAGAUAAAAACAAAAUUAUACAAACAAGGACAAAUUUUCAUGCAGAUGACCAUCCGAAAAGGCACAUAGAUUUCGUUACUCCCGCAAUAGUCGCUGCUUUAACCCUUAUUGCCGUAUGCUUUGAGAGUUAUAAUUACGUCUACAACCAAAAAAGAAGUUGCAUUCACAGCCUAGCCCGAAUGUUGUGA
This is a messenger RNA of Theileria equi strain WA, 1491 nucleotides long. RefSeq lists its product as hypothetical. The transcript has a single exon. The record is from RefSeq and is a predicted model, not a curated record. The coding region runs from base 1 to 1491 and encodes 496 amino acids. Lineage: Eukaryota; Apicomplexa; Aconoidasida; Piroplasmida; Theileriidae.